CCAGACGCUAAAGAAAGCUGAUGCUUCCACGUGGCUCUUCGGAAAGCGCUGUGAGCUGCAGGGUCCAGAAAGUUUUCUCAUUGGUGCCACCUGCAGAGACGGAAAAGGAGUGCCCGGCCAUUCGAGGAAGUUCCUGACAGCGACACAAUGAGCAGAACAGAGGUCAGCGAGGUGGACUGAAGGCUGCGACUUCUGGGAAGCAACAAAGGCAGGGCGUGCUCAGCAGCUGUGGGGGCAAAGGAACCACUUCUGCAAUGGAGAAAUUUCAGGCAGCAAUGUUGCUGGGGAGUGUCGGGGAUGCUCUCGGAUACAGAAACGCCCGCAAGGAGAACAGUGCUUCAGGCACAAAGAUCCAGGAGGAGCUGCAAAAACUUGGGGGGCUGGACCACCUCGUGCUCUCACCAGAGAAAUGGCCGGUGAGUGACAACACCAUCAUGCACAUGACGACAGCCGGGGCCCUCACCACAGACUACUGGUGCCUGGAUGAUCUGUACCGGGAGAUGGUGAAGCGCUACGUGGAAGUCCUUGAGAAGCUUCCAGAACUUCGAGCAGACCCAGCUACCAUUGAAGGCUGCUCGCAGCUGAAGCCAGAUAACUAUCUUCUUGCCUGGCACACGCCUUUCAACGAGAAGGGCUCAGGAUUCGGAGCUGCCACCAAAGCGAUGUGCAUCGGCAUGCGGUACUGGAAGCCUGAGCGGCUGGAGACCCUUAUCGAAGUCAGCAUCGAGUGCGGCAGGAUGACACACAACCACCCCACAGGCUUCCUUGGGUCCCUAUGCACGGCCCUGUUUGCAUCUUACGCUAUACAAGGAAAGCCUCUCGAGCAGUGGGGGAGAGACAUGAUGAAGACGGUCCCACUGGCUGAAGAAUAUUGUAAGAAGACCAUCCGGCACAUGGCAGAGUACCAGGAGCACUGGUUUUACUUUGAAGCUAAAUGGCAGUUUUACUUGGAGGAGAGAAAAAUCAGUGAAGGCACGGAAAGUAAAGCCGUCUUUCCCGACCACUAUGAUGCAGAGGAGAGGGACAAGACCUACAAGAAAUGGAGCUCGGAAGGUCGAGGGGGACGGCGGGGCCAUGAUGCCCCCAUGAUUGCCUAUGAUGCUCUUUUAGGAGCCAGGAACAACUGGACGGAGCUCUGCUACCGGGCCAUGUUUCAUGGAGGUGAGAGCGGGGCCACAGGAACCAUUGCAGGCUGCCUGUUUGGAUUGCUCCACGGCCUGGCCGCUGUUCCCAAAGGCCUGUACCAGGACCUGGAGCAUAAGGAGGAGCUGGUGCACCUGGGUGAAGUUCUUCACCGCCUGUCCACAGAGGAGAAGUAAAGCCCUUCUGCCAUUGUCCCUUUCUAGGGAGCCCAUUCCAGCUCCAAGUGCCCCAAGGAAGUCUACAGUGAGACUUACCUGACUCUCGGUUCACUGGGAAUCCAUGCCUAAUUGUCCAUGAUUACAUUUUA
This is a messenger RNA of Pteropus alecto (black flying fox), 1450 nucleotides long. RefSeq names its product ADP-ribosylhydrolase like 1 (gene ADPRHL1). Gene Ontology annotation, molecular function: magnesium ion binding; ADP-ribosylarginine-[protein] hydrolase activity. The record is from RefSeq and is a predicted model, not a curated record. The transcript has 7 exons. Gene Ontology annotation, biological process: protein de-ADP-ribosylation. Lineage: Eukaryota; Metazoa; Chordata; Mammalia; Chiroptera; Pteropodidae. Bases 255 to 1319 code for a protein of 354 amino acids.